Adineta ricciae is the source of this 3321-nucleotide messenger RNA. The record is from the annotation of a GenBank genome assembly. Lineage: Eukaryota; Metazoa; Rotifera; Eurotatoria; Adinetida; Adinetidae.
AUGACAACAUCAAUAGAUAAUAAAGACUGCGAACAAGAGCAGCAGAUGUCAAAUCCGUCAGAUCGAUUACCUUAUCAUGUCUCAUUUAAUGAUGAUCAAAAACAGCAACGUCACAAUAGUGUUAAUCCUGACGAACCAUUGCCGUCAUCCUCGAGACACGGUUCACUAUCAUCGGUGGAAAAAAGUGGUCGCUUUCUUGUAGUUAAACCAGCUGCUGAUGUACCGGACAUCGAUGAGCAUGAUACGAGUGAAAAUUCAAAUGAUCAUGGCGAAAAUGAACGAACGCCAUUGCAGGCGAAAGGCGAUAUUUCUGUAGAUUUCAAUGAAAGUAUUUUCGAAGAACAUGACCAUCGACCGAGAACAGUACUUGAUCAGUUGUACAAUUAUACAGGUGGGAUUGUUCCAAAUGCAGCUGAAGCCGAAAAACAACCAGCUGCUGUGCAGCAGAGUUCAGCAAAUCUUGGUACGAUUUUCGGUGUUUACCUUCCAUGUGUGCAGAACAUCUUCGGUGUCAUUGUCUUCAUUCGUCUUUUCUGGUUAAUUGGCAUUGCUGGUGUCUUACAAACGCUGUUAAUUGUUAUUAUUUGCAGCUUAUGCACUCUUUUAACUGCGAUCUCAAUGGCAGCUAUUGCAACGAACGGAAUAGUACCGGCGGGUGGAGCUUAUUUCAUGAUCUCCCGUUCACUCGGACCGGAAUUCGGUGGCGCUGUCGGUAUCUUAUUCUAUCUUGGUAAUACAUUUGCUGCAUCGAUGUACAUUGUCGGCGCAGUCGAAAUCGUAGUCAAAUACAUGUGUCCAGAAAAAUGUCGACUUUUCGGCGAUGACGUGGAAAUUCCCUUUGUAGCAUUCAAUCAUUACCGUAUCUACGGCACCAUUCUACUAUUGAUUAUUGGAGCAUGUGUUUUGAUUGGAAUUAAAUUUGUGACGAAAAUUGCACCAAUAUCUUUAUGUGCAGUUCUUCUCUCAAUUUUAGCCAUCUAUAUCGGUGUCGUCAAAAGUUCAUUUAGUCCACCUGAUCUACAGAUUUGUCUCGUGGGAUCGAAUCCGUCACAUUUAAUUAAAUCAAAUGUACUCUACAAUGAUAUUAAACGCUAUUGUCAUCCUGAUAAAUGGUGUUCCAGGAACAACGAAACGAUUCUCUGUCCACUUUAUUCAGCAAUAUGUAAUAAAUCUACGAAUACAUUUUGUUCUUUCGAACGUAUCACGGAAUCAGUUCAAGCUGUGCCUGCAGUUCCUGGUCUGAAAGAUUGGCAAUUAUCAGAAAAUCUCUUUUCACAUUUUCGUCGGGAAGGUGAAAUCGAACGAGAUAUCAAAGGUGAUUCGUCCUAUGAAGUUGUGGCACAAGAAGUAACGACAUUCCUAAUUUUGGUGGGAAUUUACUUUCCAUCCGUAACUGGUAUUAUGGCUGGCUCAAAUCGUAGUGGAGAUUUACGUGAUCCUAGUCGGAGUAUUCCACGUGGUACAAUUGCUGCCAUUAUAACAACAUCAAUCAUAUAUUUAUCCAACGUAAUCUUCUUGGCAGCUUGUACACAUAGUACAUUAUUACGAGAUAAAUUUGGGGAUAGUAUUAAUAAACAGUUAGUUGUCGCGGUACUGGCUUGGCCGAAUAAGUGGGUGAUUAUGAUCGGUGCAUUCUGUUCGACUGUUGGAGCCGGCUUACAGACUUUAACAGGAGCACCGCGUCUUUUACAAGCUGUAGCUAGAGAUGAUCUAAUACCAAUUCUUGGCCCAUUAGCCAAGUCUUACCGUGGUGAACCAGUACCCGCUCUAUUUCUGACAUUAUUAAUUUGUGAAUGUGGAAUUCUCAUUGCUGAUGUCGACAAGUUAACAGCACUUUUAUCGAUGUUCUUUUUAUUAUGUUAUGGAUUUGUCAACUUAGCAUGCGCCUUACAAACCGUUCUGAAAGCGCCAAGUUGGCGACCACGCUUUCGCUAUUAUCACUGGAGUUUGUCAUUCGCUGGUGUUUGUCUUUGUAUCGCAAUAAUGUUUAUCGCUUCGUGGUAUUUCGCUCUAGUAGCAAUGCUUAUUGCUAUAGUCAUCUAUAAAUUCAUUGAAUACAAAGGAGCAGAAAAGGAAUGGGGCGAUGGAAUUCGUGGUUUAUCAAUGUCGGCAGCUCGUUACGCUUUAUUUCGAGUUGAUGAAGCUCAACCACAUACAAAAAAUUGGCGACCACAAUUAUUAGCAUUUAUUAAUGCUCACAAAGCUGAUGAUGAUGAAGCAUAUAUCAUUCGUCACCCAAAAGUUCUCAAUUUUCUAUAUCAACUCAAAGCUGGACGAGGUUUCGUUGUUGCUGCAAGUAUUCUGGAAGGUGAUUAUCUCGACAAACACCAAUACAUCGAUCCGGUUCGUUCCUUAUUGAAAGCAAGCUUAGCUCAAGCAAAGGUUCAAGGCUUUGUGGAAGUUCUGGCUGCGAAAGACGCUGAGGACGGUAUUAGUGCAUUAAUACAAACAGAAGGCUUAGGUGGUUUAAGACCUAAUACGAUCGUUCUAUGUUGGCCAAUACAUUGGAAAAAAGAUUUUGAAAGUUAUACAGCUGAUGCUUUUAUACGAACAAUUGCUAUUGCCGAAGCACGUCAAUGUGCUGUUAUAGUUCCAAAAAAUAUUGACAAUUUUCCCGACCACAAACAGAUUCAAGAGGGCACUAUCGAUAUCUGGUGGAUCAUUCAUGAUGGCGGCCUUCUAUUUCUCAUUGCAUUCUUACUGAAACGUAAUAAAGUCUGGGCACGUUGUCGAAUUCGUUUGUUUACUGUUGCACAACUCGAAGACAAUUCCGUUGAAAUGAAAAAAGAUUUAGAACAAUAUAUGUAUCAAUUACGUAUCGAAGCAGAAGUCAACGUUGUAGAAAUGGAAGAUCAGGAAAUAUCUGCAUAUGCUUAUGAAAGAACCUUAAAACUAGCGGAACGUGUCAAACUGCUAAAAGGUUUGAAAUUACCUGACAAAGAAUUACAACUUCAAGCAAAAGGCUUUGAACGUCGUGCAAGCAAGCCUCAAAUCUUCAUGGAAUCAAUUGUGAAUAGUCAACAACGACUGACAGCUCCCGAAGAAUCCAAUGAUCAGUAUCAAUAUACAUUCACACCGAAUCAGCUCGAAAACUUGAAAAAUUCAAUAACUGCCUCGUCGAUGCGUAAAAUGCAUUCAGCUGUUCGUCUAAAUCAACAAAUUCGAGAGCGUUCAAGCGAUGCGAAGCUUGUUCUUAUCAAUCUUCCAUCUCCACCGGCGAAACAUUCAAGUUUAGCUGCAUAUUCUUAUAUGGAGUAUGUCGAUGCACUGACCGAAGGUCUUGAUAGAUUAAUCUUAAUGCGUGGCAGUGGACGUGAGUGA